GCUGCUGAAAUCAAAGACAUUUCUCAAAAAUGUAAACAGAAGCAAGAUGCUUUGGAGAUGAAAGAUAUACAAAUUGAUGAAAUUCAUCAAGCUUUGAGAAUGAAAAAAGAUGAAGAAAUGGACAGACAGAGGAAAAUACGCAACACUCACAAGAUGAUAGAGGACUGGAAGAAUGAGCUCAAUACAAUGGCAGUCUGUGAGGAUCUUCAGCCACAAACUGAUGCUGUUAAUAAUGAGCUGAAAAAAUUACAAGAAGAAAGGGUGAAUAUUGAUAGUGAUAUCAGUGAUCUAACAGCAGAGAAAAUGAACCAAGAGAGGGAAAACAAAAGAAUAAUUAAUUGCCUUGAACAACUUAAUAAUAUAAUGAAUAUGAAGGAAGAGAAUCUUAAAGGGAGAUUCCGAGACACACACUCUGCUCUCAUGUGGCUAAGAAAGAACAACGACAAGUUUAAAAAGAAAGUUUGUGAACCCAUGAUGCUUGAAAUCAAUAUGAAAGACAAUAGACAUGCUAAAUAUGUUGAAAAUCAUAUUUCGGCCAAUGACAUGAGGGCUUUCGUUUUUGAGAGUCGAGAAGAUAUGGAGAUGUUUCUUGUGGAGAUGCGCGAUCAUCAAAAACUAAGAGUGAAUGCUGUAUGCGCACCUGCUGAAUCAUGGGCUGAAAGGUUACCUUCGAGACCUAUUGAAGAAUUACACCGAUAUGGAUUUUUCUCAUAUUUACGAGAAUUAUUUGAUGCUCCUCGUCCUGUCAUGAGUUAUCUUUGCUCCCAGUACAGUGUUCAUGAUGUCCCUGUUGGAACAGAGAAGACCAGAAACAUGAUUGAAAGGAUCAUACAAGAAACGAAACUUAGACAAAUAUACACAGCAGAAGAAAAAUACGUUGUUAAAGUAUCUGCUUAUACAAACCUAACCGUCUCUACUAACACAUCCCUGAGGCCAGCACGGUUUCUCACUAGUUCAGUAGAUACAGAUGAAAGAAGACAACUGGAAAACCAGCAGCAGGACAUUGAUAACACGUUAAAGUCAUUGGGUGGGCGUUUGACUACACUGUUUGAGAGACAGAAACAUCUGGAACGUAGAGACAAUGAGCUCAGGCAACAGAAGAAGGAGCUUUUAGAGAGAAGAAACAGGAGGAGACAGUUGGAAUCAAAAAUUGCUGUCAAGCAUGAUAGUUUAAAACAGCUGGAACAAGAUGCUAUCAACCUAGAGAAGGAAUCUGAACAGGCAAAUGUAAAGAUCAAAGAAAUAAAUAUCCAAAAAGCAAGACUUGUUACCGAAUUAAUGCAUCUCGUAAAGAAUUGCAUAUCACUGAACAUCCUCAAAGCAGAUUUGGUUCUUCAGAGCACUACAGUGGCUGCUGAGAAGAACAGACUAGAAUCAGAGUGUAAAGCAGCAAGUGUACAGCUAAAAGCUGCAGAGCAACAGUUUCGUGAACUGGAUGAUAGGAAACGAGUUCUUACAGAGGACUGCAAGGAAUUGCUGAAAAAAGCUCGACAGGUCUGCAAACUGAGUCCAGAUCAACAUCUUCCAAAAGAAUUUCAAACUGCUUUUCAGGAUCUUCCGACCACGGUGGAGGAAAUUGAUGCUUUUCUGAAUGAAGAGAAAACCAGGGCCUCCUGUUUCACAGGCCUGAAUGGUUCAGUUGUUGAAGAAUACAAUAAGCAGACACAAGAAGUAGAACAGUUGACAGAAUAUCUAGAGGAGAAGAAAAAUGAACUAGAUAACUAUAAGCAAAACAUUUCACAGGUCAAAGAAAGGUGGUUAAACCCCUUGAAAAAGCUGAUUGAGCAAAUUAAUGAGAAGUUCAGUAACUUCUUUAGUUCUAUGCAGUGUGUUGGUGAAGUUGAUCUUCAUGUGGAAAAUGAG
Cariama cristata (Red-legged seriema) is the source of this 1863-nucleotide messenger RNA. It is a transcript of the gene SMC5, whose product is annotated as structural maintenance of chromosomes 5. The transcript has 14 exons. Gene Ontology annotation, molecular function: ATP binding; ATP hydrolysis activity. Gene Ontology annotation, biological process: double-strand break repair via homologous recombination. The annotation marks the transcript as partial. Gene Ontology annotation, cellular component: Smc5-Smc6 complex. NCBI's taxonomy places the organism in Eukaryota, Metazoa, Chordata, Aves, Cariamiformes, Cariamidae. The record is from RefSeq and is a predicted model, not a curated record.